AAACGUCAGAACAUAACAAGGGGCCUGAUUUGUGUCCCAGGAACCUUCUAGGCAGACAUUGCCCUGUGUGCCCACAUCCUUGCUCCCGAGAAACAGGGUGGCAAAGCAACUUGGUUAACGCUACCAUGGCAUCUACCCCAGAAGGAAAAGACAGUGCUUCAUGGCCAGACAUCCCCAAGGGCCCACUUACUGCCUACCGAGCAAGAGCUUCCUUCAGCUCCAAGGAGCUGCUGCUCUUCUGGGAUGGUGAGGAUAUGCUCCACUUCAAGAAAACCAUCUUCGAGACUUUGGAGAAUGACCCUCUCUUCGCCCGCUCAUAUGGGACCGAUCUGCCUCUAGAGAAGCAACGAGAGCUGAACUUCCUUCGCUGCAAGCGGGUCUUUGAGUAUGGGUUCUUCCGCGUGGAAGAACUGUUGAAGGAACCCCUGAGGAUCCCAGCGUUGAUUCACUGCCUGGGCAUGUACGACUGGUCCCUGGCUUACAAAUGUGGCCUCCACAUGUUGGUUUUUGGAUCCGCAAUUUUCAAUUCUGGUUCUGAGCAGCGUCUCAAGUACCUUGAAAAGAUCUACAGCUUGGAGAUUUUUGGAUGUUUUGCUCUGACCGAACUGAGUCACGGGAGUAACACCAAGGCCAUGCGAACAACAGCUCACUACGAUCCUGCCACCCAGGAGUUCAUCAUACACUCCCCGGAUUUCGAGGCUGCCAAAUUUUGGGUGGGCAACAUGGGCAAGACAGCAACGCACGCGGUGGUGUUUGCUCAGCUCCACAUGCCCGAUGGCGAGUGCCGUGGGCUGCACUCCUUCCUGGUGCAGAUUCGGGAUCCGAAGACCCUGCUCCCCAUGCCAGGGGUGAUGGUCGGUGACAUGGGGAAGAAACUGGGGCAGAAUGGCCUGGAUAACGGAUUCGCCAUGUUUCACAAAGUUCGAAUUCCUCGCCAGAACCUCCUGGACCGGACUGGGAAUGUCACUUCUGAGGGCACUUACAUCACUCCUUUUAAGGAUGUCCGGCAGCGUUUGGGAGCAUCCUUGGGCAGCCUGUCCGCAGGACGCAUCUCCAUCAUCGGCUUCUCUGUGGUCAGCCUGAAGCUGGCAGUGUCCAUAGCGCUCCGAUUCUCAGCCACGCGGUGUCAGUUUGGACCCACAGACGAGGAAGAAAUUCCUGUCCUUGAAUAUCCGCUGCAGCAAUGGCGCCUACUUCCAUACCUGGCAGCUGCCUAUGCCUUGGACCACUUCUCUAAGACAAUCUUCUUGGACCUGAUAGAGCUACAGAGUGGCCUGAUCAAGGGAGACCACAGUGCCAGGCAGGCAGAGCUUGGACGUGAGAUCCAUGCACUGGCAUCGGCUGGCAAGCCCCUAGCCUCGUGGACAGCUCAACGGGGGAUCCAGGAGUGCCGCGAAGCAUGUGGGGGACACGGCUAUCUGGCCAUAAAUCGGCUUGGUGACCUCAGAAAUGACAGUGAUCCAAACUGCACCUAUGAGGGUGACAACAACGUCCUGCUACAGCAGACCAGCAGCCACCUGCUCAGCCUCCUGGAGCACCGGCUCCAAGAUGGAGCUGCCUUCACAAGCCCUCUCAAGACAGUGGACUUUCUGGAAGCCUAUCCUGGAAUCUUGGGCCAGAAGUUUAUGGGCUCCAGCAAAGCUGACUGGCUGGACUCAGCAGCUCUCCUGGCGGCAUACCGCUGGCUUGUCUGCUACCUGCUCCAAAGGAGUCAUCAGAAACGCUGUCAAGAGAAAAAGUCCAGCGGCAGUGACUUCGAAGCAAGAAACAACAGCCAGGUGUAUUACUGCCGGCCCCUGGCUCUGGUCUUCUUGGAGCUCACUGUGGCACAACGAUUCCAUGUACACACACACAGCCCCAGCGUGCCUCCAUCUCUGCAGGCUGUGCUUAGGCGGCUCAGCACACUCUACGGCCUGUGGUCCCUGAGCCAGCAUAUGGCCCUGCUCUACCAAGGUGGCUACAUUUCUGGUGAACCAGCAGGAAGAGCCAUGGAGGAUGCCAUCUUGGCACUGUGUAUGCAGCUGAAAGAUGAUGCGGUGGCCCUGGUGGAUGUGAUAGCCCCUUCUGACUUUGUCCUGGGCUCUCCAAUUGGCAGAGCUGAUGGUGAGCUCUAUAAAAACCUGUGGACAGCCAUCCUGCAGCAGAACGGUGUGCUAGAGCGUGCCACCUGGUGGCCUGAGUUCACUGCCAACAAACCUGUGGCCAACAGGCUGAAGUCCCAGCUCUAGAUAGACGUGGUGGGAGAGGUGGGCCACAGCAGAAGCAUCUGAUCCAGAGGCCUGGACCCAGGAGACACCAAGAUAUCCAUGCCGAAAACCACACACACCAUAUAGUUCCCUUGUCCCUAGUCAGCCUGCUGUACCCAUCCUCCAGUGGGGGGAAAUCAUGUUUCACAUACAGGGUCAGGGAGUUUGCACAGUGUGUCUCCCCGAGGGCCUUGGGGUUUUAACAAAGAAUUUUAUCCAUUCUCUCUUGGGAAUACAGAUAGGAAGGUAAAGUCAGGGCUCACAAUGAAGGCUUCUGCUUAGGUGAACUUUGGGGUCCAUAGGAGGUUUUUGCAAAGCUUUCUUCUCUAUUCUGCCUUCUGAUCCUUUAACCCUUCUUGUGGUAUGGCCAUACCUUGGUUUUACUUGCCAUUUAUGGCUCUGUACCAUGGACCAUCGGAAUGACAGAACUGCAAGAUUUUCUUGGGGAAAAUGUCUUAUUAUUUCUUUUGGUGGCACCAGGAGUUUCCGCUGAGGAAGUGUGUGGUGUGGGGACAUGUAGCCUACUCACCACGACGUCCCCACCUUGUCAGUGACUGGUUGGCAGUGGUUUCAGUCCUUUUAUUUCUAAAACAGGAGAAAUGCUCAGUGCCAUCUGUCCCCACCAAGUGUCCCUGAGCGAAUUCACACGUGUGCUUCUGAGAGGUAUGGGGCAUGCUGCCGUCCCUUCAGCUGUAGGGAGGAUCUAUACCCUUAGCCUUCCUGAGGGGUGUUCUGAGCCCCAGGUGCUUGCUGAGCCC
Molecule: messenger RNA, 3004 nt
Organism: Phodopus roborovskii (desert hamster)
Lineage: Eukaryota; Metazoa; Chordata; Mammalia; Rodentia; Cricetidae
Gene: Acox3
Product: acyl-CoA oxidase 3, pristanoyl
Exons: 18
Coding region: 126-2228 (700 amino acids)
Biological process (GO): lipid homeostasis; fatty acid beta-oxidation using acyl-CoA oxidase
Cellular component (GO): peroxisome
Molecular function (GO): pristanoyl-CoA oxidase activity; FAD binding; fatty acid binding
Source: RefSeq, a predicted model, not a curated record